Histoplasma mississippiense is the source of this 1251-nucleotide messenger RNA. RefSeq lists its product as hypothetical. Gene Ontology annotation, cellular component: cytoplasm. Gene Ontology annotation, molecular function: ubiquitin protein ligase activity; zinc ion binding. The transcript is spliced from 4 exons. Lineage: Eukaryota; Fungi; Ascomycota; Eurotiomycetes; Onygenales; Ajellomycetaceae. The record is from RefSeq and is a predicted model, not a curated record. The coding region runs from base 1 to 1251 and encodes 416 amino acids.
AUGGAUGUGCUCGAUUCCCACCCUGCAACAAACGAGACCGCAACCCCGAUGGAAGAGCCCAAAAGGCAGCGGAGGGAGAGCUUGGUCUCCAAUGACUCGCAAACAGCGUCAGAAGGAACCAAAGGCGCCCAUUCAGAACAGCCUGCGCCGGGUAACAAGUACAACAACAACUUUCGCAACCUGUUCUGUGGAUGCGGAGAACUGUAUGACCCACACCAGGAGAAAGGAACGAUGUUCCAAUGUCUUGGCCUAGGAACAAUUGAAAACGGAGGUUGCGGUGAAGAUUGGUAUCAUCCCGAGUGCCUCCUAGGUCUUCCACAAUAUCACCAGCAGGAGCAGCAACAGAAUGGAAAUAAUGAAACUACGGUGCUUGCGCCUGCCAACGAGGAUGCAGAGGAUGAGCCACCCUUACCUCCAGGGUUUCCCGAUGAGGACGAUUUUGAAACCUUCAUUUGCUACAAAUGUGUAGAUGCAAAUCCUUGGAUAAAGGUAUAUGCUGGGACGCCCGGCUUUUUACCUCCAGUUUACAAGCAGGAUGUUCCUGUUCAGAAUGCGCCAAACGGAAAUAUCACGCCGGAAACGGCGGGGGUUACUAGCAAUAAUACGUCCUCAACAAAUUCCAAGAAGCGUGAACUUGAAGAAAUUUCAGACGACAUGCCCAAUACAAAAAGGCAGAAGGAGGAACCAUCAACAACGCCCACCUCAGGCCCAGAAGAGAAGUUUACCGAACCUUCAAAGCCCGAGCCCAAGCACAAGUCACUCCCAGCGAAUGCCCCCGCAGGCACCUUCUCCCUCUUCCUCAAAGAAGAUUUCCGCGACUACCUCUGCCAUUGCCCUUCUUGUUUCCCCAACUUGAUCCCACACCCUCAACUUCGUGAGGAAGAGGAAACAUACGAGCCUCCACUCUCCCAGACUGGGGAUGACGCCAACGGCGAUGGUAGCCAUCACACGGGAAGUCUUCUGGACCUCGGGGAGGCAGCACUCAGCAACAUGGACCGUGUACGUGCGAUUGAAGGAGUUAUGGUAUAUAACCACUUGAAGGACAAGGUGAAGGCUUUCUUAAAGCCAUUCGCAGAGAGUGGUCAAGCCGUUGGGGCUGAGGACAUUAAAGCGUAUUUUGAAAAGCUGAGGGGAGAUGAUCAGGCGAUUAGAGAGGCGGGGGGUGCGGCUUCAGCAUCUGGAUCGCGCAAUGACGGAGACGGUGAAAAUGGCAGUGGCGGUGCAAAUAGGAGAGAGCAGAGUGGUUAUUGA